CAAAACGAGUUUCAUAAAAAAUUAGCUACUUUUUUGUUUUAAAUUAUAACAAAAUUGAUAUAGUUUACUAUUUCCGAAGGGAUCGUAAUGGCUGAACUGAAUAUCUUGGAUCUGGAUGACUUGUGUUUGCACUCCACUAUGGAGUAUUUGGGAGUGAAUGAUCUCUUCCAUCUAUCACAUACUUGCACGCGAUUCCCUGAUUUGGCCAAAGAAUGUGCAAGGAAUUUAUGCAAGAAUAUAAAUUGUUGUGUUCUGAUGGGAAUCUCUCGGAUGUACUACAGGCGACAAAUUAUAUUGGGCUCGAAAUACUGUAAACAAUUGACGAUUUAUUUAAGUGAAUUCCCGAUCGGAGACACGAGCAUGCUGUUCGAUUAUGUUGGAAAAAUGGAUUCGUUAAAGAACUUGAUGGUUAUGGGUUGCAGCCAUUGUGUUUUAAUGCAAAACUACUUCUUCUCAGCUCUAAAGCACUUAGAAAGCCUAAGGCGACUCUAUGUCUAUGACUCAUGCGCGCGUUGGCUAGACAACUUAUGCCGUUUACGGAAUCUUGAGGAAGUUCAGCUGGGUUUCGAUGUGGAAGUCAGCGAUUUGGUUAAGCUAUGCCAGUCGAAUACGAAUUUGCGGAAUUUGUCUAUAUUCAGAUCAUGUAAGGGAAAUUUGGCGGAUCUUGCACCACACUGCCAGAAUCUGAAGGAACUAUUUUUCUAUACAAAUGGCGGCUUGUAUUGCACUCAGCCGGCACAUUUCCCGAAACUAAAGGACUUAUCCAUGGAAAUUUUUCGUGUUGGCAACACCGAAGUAGGAGAACUUGCCAGUUCAUUUAGCUCGGAUGAUUCCUUGGCCUCAGUCAUACAUUUCGAUCAACUUCGUGCUACGAAUUUUGAAGAAAUAGCUAAAAUACCGUCACUGAAGGGCAUUAAUGUUCAUUGUAAUCGUGACACUUUGAAUUGCCUGGCCACAGUUCCAUUACUUGAGAUAAUAACCAUAAGGAACUAUGAGGCUGCUUUUCUUCCUUCACUAUUGAAUAUAUGCAGAGCUUGUUUACAACUUAAACAACUGUUCCUGUUCGGACCAUUCCAAGUUUCGUAUGGCUUUUGUGCCAAUAUCCUUGAAGUACUCAAAUCGGUUAGAAAUCCCACAGAGCAAAAGCCUUUAGAGGUACAACUAUUCUGCCGCAUGUCCAUGGCCGUGGAAGAUUUGCAGGAAUUUACGAAUGAAUAUAUGGAGUUAACUCAUUUUUAAGCGCCCAGAGCUAAGAAAAACACUGUUUUACAUUUAGCUUUCGCCAGAAUGAAAUGCGAAAGGAGAAUUGAAUGCUAGUUAUGAAGAGAAAUACUUUGGAAGUUAAGUCGAAGCUUCUGAAUAAAUGUAAUGUCCUCGAUUAAAUACUCUAAAAACUAUCUUAAUGUAAUUGACAUUAAACAUUGUUUUUCCAAACCGUGA
Scaptodrosophila lebanonensis is the source of this 1440-nucleotide messenger RNA. RefSeq lists its product as uncharacterized. The transcript has 3 exons. NCBI's taxonomy places the organism in Eukaryota, Metazoa, Arthropoda, Insecta, Diptera, Drosophilidae. Bases 88 to 1239 code for a protein of 383 amino acids. The record is from RefSeq and is a predicted model, not a curated record. Gene Ontology annotation, molecular function: protein binding.